CACACACACACGCUUGCGUCUCCAUCAGCGCUGCGCCAGAGGCGCGUUCACUGCAGCUCUGUGGAGCGCGCGCACGCGAGAGGGAGAGAGAGGGACGCGCUGCUGCGGUUCGGAACAUCUUCACCCGGCGUGAUUUAUGACCAAGUGUUCAGGAGGAUCGGCGCUCGUCUCUCACCGUCAUCAUGGCCUCGAUCUCGGAGUGGUACGCGGGGAAGAACGUGCUGAUCACGGGAGCCACGGGCUUCAUGGGGAAGGUGCUGGUGGAAAAACUUCUGCGCUCCUGUCCGGACGUCAACGCCCUCUACAUCCUCGUGCGGCCCAAGGCGGGUCAGUCCAUGUCAGAGCGCGUCCAGGACAUGAUGAAGUGUAAGCUGUUUGACCGUGUGCGUGAGGAUAAUCCUGACUUUCAUCAGAAGAUCAUCCCCAUCAGCAGCGAGCUCAUGCAACCCGGCCUGGCCAUCAGUCCAGAGGAUGUGCAGACUCUCACUUCCUGUAUCAACAUCGUCUUCCACUGUGCCGCCACCAUCCGCUUCGACGAGCCCCUGAAGCAUGCGCUGCAGCUGAACGUCAUCGCCACGCAGCAACUCCUCUCUCUGGCGCAGCAGAUGCAGCACCUGCAGGCCUUCAUCCACAUCUCCACCGCCUACGCCAACUGCAACCGCAGACACAUCGACGAGGUCAUCUACCCUCCUCCAGUCGAGCCCAAGAAACUCAUCGACUCUCUGGAGUGGAUGGAUGACAGUAUCGUCCGUGACAUCACACCCCGUCUGAUCGGUGACCGGCCCAACACUUACACCUACACCAAAGCGCUGGCCGAGUGUGUGGUGCAGCAGGAGAGCGGCAAACUCAACAUCGGCAUCAUACGGCCGUCCAUCGUGGGAGCCAGCUGGCAGGAGCCGUUCCCCGGUUGGAUAGACAACUUUAAUGGACCAAGUGGUGUUUUCAUUGCUGCUGGGAAGGGCAUCCUGCGCACCAUGAGAGCCAGUAAUGACGCGGUGGCCGAUCUGAUUCCCGUAGACGUGGUGAUAAACCUGACGCUGGCUGCCGGAUGGUACACCGCGGUGCACAGACCGAAAACUGCGCUCGUGUACAACUGCACAACCGGAGGCAUCAACCCUUUCCACUGGGGAGAGAUCGAGCAUCACGUGAUGUCAACAUUUAAGAGGAAUCCUCUGGAACAGGCUUUCCGUCGGCCCAACGCCAACAUCACCUCCAAUUACUUGAUCAACCAGUACUGGAUCCUCGUCAGUCACAAGUUCCCUGCGCUCAUCUACGACCUGUUCCUCAGACUGUCCGGACAGAAACCACAAAUGAUGCGUAUUUUCAACCGUCUGCACAAAGCCAUCGGUCUGCUGGAGUAUUUCAGCAGUCAGGACUGGGAGUGGAACUCAGACAACAUGAACAUGCUGAUGAGUCAGCUGAGCACCGAGGACAGGAAGACCUUCAACUUUGACGUUCGCCAGCUGAACUGGCCCGAGUACAUCGAGAAUUACUGUAUCGGCACCAAGAAGUACGUUCUGAACGAGGACAUGUCCGACAUUCCCGCCGCCAGACAGCACCUGAGGAAGCUGAGAAACAUCCGAUACACUUUCAACACGGUGCUGCUGGUCUUCAUCUGGCGCGUCUUCAUCGCUCGCUCUCAGAUGGCCAGGAACAUCUGGUACUUCGUCGUGAGUUUGUGCUUCAAGUUCCUGUCCUACUUCAGGGCUUCCAGCACUCUGACCCAAUGACCACGUGUGUCCUCGUCCUCCAAGCACUUCCUCUUCCAGAGGUGUCUUUAGCCAUUCACGCACAGGUGUUUCUUUAGCUUUCCUUACCGGCCGCUCGUCCCACCCGACUCCUCUGUGCUGUUUUUAAAGGUGUCCUCUUUUAUAACGACUGUCCUUAAUACCGAUUAUAUAUGCAACCGCAUUCUACAGUGUUUCUCCUCGACCUUCUCGUCGCCAUCCGACAUCCGGAGACGUUGCCUUCGUGUCUUCUGAUGAUUUUAGCCUUCUCGAGGACAGACAGUGUUUCGGACCGUUGGAUCUUGGAGAUGUCCGUGACUUACCGCUCAAAGCUUUGCUGUUUUCAGCCAGUUCUCUCUCUUUGUGAGUGUGUGUUUGUCUUUUGACGGUUCGUUUGUGUCCCGUCUGUUCUAAUACCGUGUAAAACUCUCGUACCGUGUGGUACUGAAGCCUACAGGAACAUAGUCUAGUCAUUUUUUCGUGUUUCGUUGGCUGUGUUAAGAGGGAAACUGCAAUAGAUCUGAUGCAUUUAUAACAUCACACAUAUUUUUCUGCCAAGUCGUCGCUUUUCUCCGCCAGUUUAAACACUCAAAAUUAAAAGAAAAAAAUGUCUGUUCAUGAAGAAAAUGCCGCCUGUUUUUAAGGAAGCUAAAAUAAUUCCUAACAGUGUCUAGUUUAACAUUUUCAUGACAAUUACGCACAUUUACCUCCAAAUUUAAUCUACAAUUAUUCUAAAUGACAAUUCUCAUUACUGUAAUAAAUGUUCAAUAUUAAAUCAGUUGUUAUUAAAUAAUUAUAAAAUAUUAUUAUAUAUAAUUAUUGUAAUUUAUAAUUUAUUGUAAUAUAUAUUUAAUAAGAAAAAUAAUAGUUAUUAUUGAAAUAUACGUUAUUCAAUUUAUUGUAAUUCAAUUUUACAGAUUUUUUUUAUUGAUUUAAUAAUUACAUUUCUAAAAUAUUAAACUCUAAAAUAUGACAUUUUUCCCAUUUCUUUGGAUUUAAGUGUGAAAUAUGACACAUUUCACCCAAUUUAUAUUUGUUAAUUUUUCUGUUUCUAAAGCAGAGCGUACAAAGUUUAGCGUCAGACUCUUUUUGCGAGUGUUAGAUGAGGAUAUUUCUGUCUGAAGACGGGCGUAAGAUAAUUUCAUCGGUCUGUAAAUAUUCUAGAUAUAUAAAUAUGUUCCUUUUCAGAUGAUAUACAUACCAAAAAUGUACAAAUGUAUAUUUGCGAGGGUGAAUCAAACGGCUGGUUACGAACAUCUGUUUCCGGACACGAGUGAGGGCUUCCCAUAUUUUUUGAAGAAAAGCGAAAAGUGAAGAGAAAAAAAAAAAAAAAAAAGCGUUGAGUCUCCAUUUCAAUGUUGUUUUAUGUGCGUUAACCACUGUUUAAAGUGCUCUGAAUUUAGAGACGUAAAGGGACUUAAACCUGCUUUUAAUUAAUUGACUUUGGUAGUUUCUAUGCAGCACAGCCUGUGCUUCUUCCUCCUUCUAGAUACUUUUCUAGUUUGUUUGCUUUUUCACCUUUCUGAAGCACAUUUAUUUACGUUUGCUUGUCAGAUGAACCAAAAUGUGUGUAUUUAUAAGGUUUUAUGAAUCUACUACUCGGCCAGCGGUCGAAUACAAAGUCGACGGUUAAUAUUUCAUACGGUUUUACAGCAUCGUGAUCAAUCGACACUAUUUGAGGAUCUCAUGAGCGCUCAUUUUUCUACACUGCCCCCUGGUGGUCUAUUGCCAAACUGUAUUUUUAGACCACCGUUUGUAAGACGUGUCUGCCUUCCGUCGUCCAGUCUUUUGUAUGUCGCACACAGUAUUCAUGUUCAGCAGCAACCUCACGUCUUCCUCAGCUUGUUUAGCCGUAGUAGAGCGAUCACUUGAGGUGUUUUGUUCUCCUGCACGUUACGAGUCUCAGUAGAGAAAGCACACGCACACUAAAAUCUCCUCUUAGAGCAUUCCAGACAUGAAAAACACAGCCAUUUUUCUACUAGAAUCGAACACCUUGAUGUCUUAACAACGGCAACCCUUCGUUUCGAGCCGAGCCAAGCUUUCAAAUGAAGCUUCUACUGCCAACGUGAUCUUUACAAUCUCAAGCGUUUCUGCUCUGCCACUGAUGUUUGUACAGAUGAGGUGAUGGAGCUGUAUUGGGUUUGCAGUAAAAUGCUUUUUUUAACCGAAAAAAGUCCCCUACUGAAUAUGAGUCUUUUUUCUUUCUUGUGUAACACCUGCAUGUUUGCUUUUUACAUACGAGAUUUUCACAGCGGUGCAGUAGUGGCUGACAUGGAUUUUGACCUUCCUCUACUCAACAUUUGUCUCCAUGUUGUGCUGUCUAACGUUGUACGGUCGAGGUCCUUGAAUGGAAAACUGUACUUUGAUCAAUUGUGUGCUUGACCGUUUGUUGCAAAAGAAUUCAUGAGAAAAUAAACUGAAAUGACCAA
This is a messenger RNA of Labeo rohita (rohu), 4156 nucleotides long. RefSeq names its product fatty acyl-CoA reductase 1. Gene Ontology annotation, cellular component: peroxisome. Lineage: Eukaryota; Metazoa; Chordata; Actinopteri; Cypriniformes; Cyprinidae. The transcript has 12 exons. Gene Ontology annotation, molecular function: alcohol-forming very long-chain fatty acyl-CoA reductase (NADP+) activity. Gene Ontology annotation, biological process: long-chain fatty-acyl-CoA metabolic process. Bases 183 to 1730 code for a protein of 515 amino acids. The record is from RefSeq and is a predicted model, not a curated record.